AUGUUUCCAUUACCCCCGCCUAAAGGUGCUCCGGCGCCGGAGACGCCCAAGAAAGAAGCAAUAAAAAGCUACAAACUUGACUUGUCGUCCUCCUCCGACGACAGAUCCAUAAUCCCAAAAUAUUUUGCUUUGCAAAACUAUAGUCCAAGACAUCCCCAGCCAAUAACUGCACCAUUUCUACAGAAUAUACGUGAAAGUAGAUCCCUUGAGUUCAAUGGCACACACGGCCUCCUCAGUCCAUUUUCAAAAUUCGAAUCCGAGAUCUCCGAUUCCGACCCCAAACUCAUCCACAUUAGAUGUACGAACAACAACAGAUAUUGGGUUCGCAAAUCAUCCGACUCCAACCACAUUGUACCCACUGCCACAAAGAAAGAAGACGACCGAUCGAAAUGGUCGUGCACUUUGUUUGAGCCAAUCUGCGAUGCCAAAUAUAAAGCUUAUCGCUUUCGGCACGUGCAGCUCGGUUACGAGUUGUUUCGAGAUAAAACAAACCGGUUAUCGGCAAUAGAGAAUGGUAGACCAGAUUCUGAACGGGAGGAUGCAUAUGGUGUAUUCACCAAAGUUAUUGAUUGGAAUUCGUUAUGUGUGUUCCCAAAACAUGUGACCUUUAAAGGCUUCAAUGGCAGGUACUUGAGAUUUGAGGGUAAGUAUUUGCAAGUAUCUGGAGAGAAAAAUCAUCCAUCUUUUAUCCAUGAGAUCUUCCCUCAGAAAGAUUGA
Messenger RNA from Cucumis melo (muskmelon), 717 nucleotides. RefSeq lists its product as uncharacterized. The record is from RefSeq and is a predicted model, not a curated record. Lineage: Eukaryota; Viridiplantae; Streptophyta; Magnoliopsida; Cucurbitales; Cucurbitaceae. The coding region runs from base 1 to 717 and encodes 238 amino acids. The transcript has a single exon.